Trichoderma harzianum CBS 226.95 is the source of this 1446-nucleotide messenger RNA. RefSeq lists its product as hypothetical. The transcript has 5 exons. Lineage: Eukaryota; Fungi; Ascomycota; Sordariomycetes; Hypocreales; Hypocreaceae. The coding region runs from base 1 to 1446 and encodes 481 amino acids. The record is from RefSeq and is a predicted model, not a curated record. Gene Ontology annotation, molecular function: transmembrane transporter activity. Gene Ontology annotation, biological process: transmembrane transport.
AUGACCCAGAAACCUGAGCUGGCGAAAGACUCGCAAGUCGAAGAGAAUGCAUCUCUUGUUCGAUUCAGUGGCCCUGACGACCCGGAUAUGCCACUGAACUGGCCCCUGAACAAAAAAAUUAUUACUACCGCAAUGUAUGGAUUUACUACAAUGGGUGCUACUCUUGCCACUGCCAUUAUUUCUCCAACUUCCAAAGCUCUCCAGAAAGAAUUUGGGAAAAGUGAACCAGUCGUGACGCUCACUGUUAGUUUAAUGAUGGUUGGAUUUGCGGUUGGGCCCAUGGUUUGGGCUCCUCUGUCAGAAUUAUUCGGAAGAAAAUACACCGUGGCAAUCCCAUAUUUUAUAUCAGGGCUAUUUGCACUCGGCUGCGCAACAGCUAGCAAUAUCGAAACGCUUAUUAUCAUGCGUUUGUUCAUGGGCUUGUUUGGGUCAGCACCAGUUGCCAAUGGCGGUGGUGUGAUCGGUGAUAUAUGGACGCCACAACAGCGAGGGAUAGCCCUCGUGUUUUACUCAUUUUGCACGGCUAGCGGGCCGGUGCUUGGGCCAGUUGUAGGAGCUGCGCUACACGACAAGUGGAGGUGGACAGAAUAUCUCUGCUGCAUGUGGAUGCUCGUGAUGAGCAUGUUCGUCAUGCUGUUAUUAGACGAGACGUAUGCACCAGCUAUAUUGACUACCAAGGCACGGAGACUAAGAUUUGAGACUAAGAAUUGGGCACUGCAUGCACAACAUGAGGAGUGGCCAGUGAACUUGCAUGGCAUUACCGUGAAAUACCUCAUUCGACCGUUCCAGCUGCUGGGAAAUCUCACUUGCUUUCUAAUGGCCUUUUAUGGUUCCUUUGUCUUCGAGUUAUCGUACCUUUGCCUAGCAGCAAUCCCAGUCAGUUUUGGAGACCAUCGUGGCUGGCCACGUGUGUCCGCGGAACUCCCGUUCCUGGCGCUCAUGCUGGGAAUUGUGAUGGGGGGGCUCGCCAAUAUACUCAAUAGCCGCGGAUACGUUAAGAGGAUGAAGGCAAACAACGGUAAACCAGUACCAGAGGCAAGGCUGGUCACUAUGUUACCGGGUUCUGUCCUCUUAUGCGCUGGAAUUUUCCUCUUUGGCUGGACUGCAGCCAGCCCAGUCCAUUGGAUUGUCCCCUGCUUGGCGCUGGUCUUACUCGGUUUCGGGUUCCUAGUCAUCUUCCAAGGUUGCGUCAACUACCUCAUGGAUACUUUUCCGAAAUAUGCAGCUUCUGCGAUCUCAAUCACGACCUUCAUGCGAUCUAUCUUCGCUGCUGCAUCCGCUUUAUUCGGCAAUCCAAUGUUGGAGGCAAUGGGUGUUAGUUGGGGGAUCAGCAUCUUCGGCUUUAUCUCUGCUGUGAUGAUACCUGUUCCUUUUCUCUUUUACUUUUACGGUGCCCGAAUAAGGCAACGUAGCAUGAGUUCCGGACUUUUCGAUUCACAAUACUGA